UCAAGCGUUCGCCUUGGUCCGAACGCCAAAAGAGCCUCUUCUGCGUUCUCUCACUCUCAGAGGCUCCGGAGGCGGAAAGAAAGCGCGCGAGAGAGAGGGGUCGGAGGAGAAGUGGGGAGAAAGAAGGGUAUCCAUUCUAGGGCUUCUCUUCGGCGCGGGAUUGGCUUCUUUGAUCGGUAUAUUUUGGAAGCAUUUCCCGUGUUUGUUUGGUUUUUUCCGAUCUUGGCGCCUUCAAGUCGUUCUCCGCUUCCCUCUUUCUCCUUCUACUCGAUCUAAGGGUGGUUUUGUGGGGUUAGGGUUUUGAUAUCUGUGGAUUUUACUGCUCGUAGCUUUAGUUUUGGUGCAGAGGGUUGUUACUGGAGGAGAGCUACGGUUAGGGUUUUUUAUCUUAUCUAUUGAGAAUCGGGGGAAGAGGUUUGUGUUUUCUGUACGUUGAUUUAGGUUUUGGGAUUUCGGGUGGAAGCUAGGGUUUUGCUGCUCAAUUUUGGGUUUUCUCGGUGAAGAGCAAAACCCAAUCUUAGACUUCUGAUUGAAGGUGGGCGUGUUGAUUGGUCUAUGCUAAAGCAGAAAGGCAGAGACCGGGCGACUUAUUUUGGUGGGAAAUUUGAAUCGAGUACCAUCAAAAUAAUUUAUAUAAAUCCGCUGAUAAGUUUUGAAAUUUAUACUGUACAGAGGAAAGUUAUUGAAGUUUGGAAGAAGGGAUUAUGUGGCGUGGUGGAUAUAUAAAAAUUUGAUGUUUUAACCCUAGGAGGAAAAAACUGUUAUUUUUUGUGGAGUGUAUGGCGGUAAAGAAUUGAAGCAAAAGUUCUGGUGAUUUUGGUGCGCAAUGAUGGGGAAAACGCAGAGGUUCUCAAAGGGAUACUCUUCGGGCUUUGUCCCAGACUACCGGCAUGCGGUUGAGACGGUUGGUGAGUCAGAUGGGUUUGGUAGCCCAGGCCAUGUUGACUCAGAGGACUCUUGUGCUCCAAAAAGGAAGUGUAUAAGCUUAAAUAUGGAAAGGUAUGAUGGUUUCAAUGUCCCAUUGCAAGUCAUUUCUCUGUCGAAGUUGUCUGUUCCAGAAAGGAAGGAGCUAGAAACUAGAUUGAGAGGAGAGCUUGAACAGGUUCGACUAUGCCAGAAGAAAAUCCUCUCUAAUAGCUUGGCAAGUGCUAAUGGGGUUGCCGUCGCAUCCUCCAGUGAUGGGCGUGUGAAGAAACAAGAUCUUGUGGGUCAGAAUGGUUCGCAAUUGAAGCAUGGGAACUCUGGAAAGUUUGAAUCUACUAAGCAGGGUCCACCUCCUCCUAUUAGCAACUCAUAUGCCAUGUUGAUGAAACAAUGUGAGGCCCUUAUGAAGCGCUUGAUGGCACACCAGUUUGCAUGGGUAUUUAAUACUCCUGUUGAUGUGGUGAAGUUGAAUAUCCCAGAUUAUUUCCAAGUUAUUAAGCAUCCAAUGGAUUUGGGAACAAUUAAGAGUAAGAUGGCUUCAGGUGUUUAUUCUAGCUUGUGGGAUUUUGUCUCAGAUGUGAGGCUUACUUUCAUGAAUGCCAUGACCUAUAAUCCAGCUGGUAAUGAUGUACAUAUCAUGGCAGAUGUCAUGAGCAAGUUCUUUGAAACAAGAUGGAAACCUAUUGAAAAGAAACUGGCUGCAGCUGUUAAAAGAGAAAGAGAAGCUGCCAAGCCAGUGUUGCAGCUGAAGAAGAGGAAAGCAUCUCCUAUUAAUCACAAUAUUGUUAUGCCUGAGACUGUCAUGCCAAUGAUGUCAGAGGAGGAGAAGCAGAAUCUGGGCAGGCGCUUGGAAACUUUAGGCGAGCUUCCAGUACACAUCCUGGAUUUUUUGAGGAGGCAUACCGGCAGUGCAAAUCAAACUAAUGAGGAUGAGAUAGAGAUUGACAUCGAUUCUCUUGGUGAUGAUAAUCUGUUUCAAUUACAGAAGCUUCUGGAUGAUCAUUUGCAGAAGAAACAGUCAGGGCAGCGAGAAAAAACUGAGCCUUGUGAAAUGGAGAUUUUAAAUGGAUCCGGACUCAGCAAUUCCCCCAGGCAUCCUUGCAAAGGCAAUGAGCCAGCUGAUGAAGAUGUGGAUAUUGGUGGCAAUGACCCUCCUAUUUCAAGCUAUCCUUCAGUGGUGAUCGAGAAAGAUACAGCACUUAGAAGCAGCAAAUGUACUAGUUCAAGCAGUUCCAGUAGCGAUUCAGGAUCAUCUUCUAGUGAUUCGGGCUCUGGUAGUUCCUCAGCAAGCGACUCAGAUGAGAAAGUUGCUAGUCCUCCAAAGGUUAUCAAGGAAAAUGUACGAUCUGGGGCAGCUUUGGACCAAGAAAAAAGUGAUGUUUUAAACCCACUCGAUGGAAAUGGAUCUACUAAUGGGUUAGAUCAACCAGAACGGGACGCUUAUGCUAUACCUGCAUCUGUCGAGGCAAAUAGCCACCAAGAGGGGGGGAAUGCUCCAUCCGAGAGGCAGGUCUUCCCUCAAAAGCUCUAUCGUGCUGCUUUAUUGAGAAGUCGCUUUGCUGAUACAAUCCUCAAAGCUCGUGACAAGACAUUUGACCAGGGUGAAAAGAGGGAUCCAGAGAUACUUCGGCUUGAGAGGGAGGAGCUUGAGAGGAAAAAGAGGGAAGAGAAAGCUCGGUUGCAAGCAGAAGCUAAGGCUGCUGAAGAAGCUCGAAAGCAAGCUGCAGCAGAAGCUGCAGCAGAAGCUAAGCACAAACGUGAGCUCGAGAGAGAAGCAGCACGUCAGGCCUUGCUUCAGAUAGAGAGGACUGUGGAGAUCAAUGAGAGUAGUCAAUUUCUAAAGGAUCUAGAGAUGCUUAGAACUGUUCCAGCUGAACAUGUACCUAGUUCUGUUGGUGAGACAAGCCCAGUUCACUCACAGGAGGAUAUUGGCUGUUUUAAAUUUGGGGGCAGCAACCCUUUAGAACAGCUUGGGUUGUACAUGAAAGCUGAUGACGAAGAGGAGGAAGAUGGUGAGCCAAGCACUGCUCUUGCAAAUGAUGUUGAGGAAGGAGAAAUUGAUUGACCAUCUUCAGCCUUUCCUAUUACAUAUAUGCCCAUGGGCUGUGGUCUCCACAGCAUAGUCUGUUGGGUGGCGGACUGGGCCAAAUGUGUUCCGAGUACCAAGUGUUUUUGUUGGCCUAAACCAACCGAGUCAAGAUCGUCAUGAUUUCGUUGCCAGACAGACUACUGAUGGUGUGCUAUGCUGGUUUCUGUUUUGGUUUCUGGCUUGUAUCCAAGUGGCCGUCAGUUUUGGUGUUGAGAAGCAGGUUGGUCCCAUCGGGAAGCUUGUGUACUCUACGUGAGCGUUGGACUGCAGUAUGGAUUGGUUUAGAGGAAAUUGGUGAGUCUGACUCUUGCGUUGCAGAUUCAAAAUAUGUGAUAUUUUAUAAGCUGAUUGAGGCAUCAGAUUGCAUUCCAUGUCGCCUAUGACAAUGUGGGAGGUGUUGGAGAUUGCUGUUAAUAGUUAUUGUUUUUCAUCUUUGCCUCCCAUAACUGUACAAAGACAGCUGAUAGAUAAAAACAAAGUUCUUUUGUUCUUAUUGCAGUUAUGUUCUAACUGA
This is a messenger RNA of Elaeis guineensis (African oil palm), 3527 nucleotides long. RefSeq names its product transcription factor GTE9. The record is from RefSeq and is a predicted model, not a curated record. Gene Ontology annotation, molecular function: protein binding. NCBI's taxonomy places the organism in Eukaryota, Viridiplantae, Streptophyta, Magnoliopsida, Arecales, Arecaceae.